ACGUCGAAGGUGUGAAAGACCUUCUGAAAGGGACGUUUGUGCAUUCUGUAGAAGAUAUGGACUUAACUGUAUCACUAUCCCGGGUAGAAGACGCGGGCGAAGGCCUAGAUGGCGCGUCAAUUAAUUUUCAUGAACCUUCACUUAUUAACCAAGGAACUACUACUACACACCUCGGAACCUCACAUACUUAUAAUAAUAUCGCUACUAUUCCUUCUUUCGGUACCACUGAUGUAUUCAUUGACCAAGGACAAACGUUAAAUGACCAAAAUACCGUACUAAUUAACCCUUGUGACGCUUUUUUUGAAACUACCGGUACAUUAAUUGACCAUGAACCAACACCAAAUCAUUCAUAUAUUUAUAAUCAUAUCACUACUAUUCCUUCUUUCGGAAUUUCUGAUGUAUUCAUUGGCCAAGGACAAACGGCUGCUAAAGCGACUGCCGAAGCAUUUGCCGAAGCGACUGUCGAUAGAUUUAUUGUUUAUAAUCGUAACCUUCUUUUGGAGACUGCCGAAGCAUUGCUGACCUAG
Messenger RNA from Racocetra fulgida, 527 nucleotides. The record is from the annotation of a GenBank genome assembly. NCBI's taxonomy places the organism in Eukaryota, Fungi, Glomeromycota, Glomeromycetes, Diversisporales, Gigasporaceae.